AACCGGAAGUUGUUGCCCGGCGGAGGAACGGAAAGACCCUGGGCCGGCAGGAUGGGCUCCAGCUCCCUGGUGCAGCAGGAGUACCGCAAAUGUCUGGAGAGGGAUUUCCGAAGGGGCCACUCUGGAGUCUGCACUGACCUGGCCCUGAGGAAGUUGCUGCGGCAGCACCUGCUGGCGGAUCCGGAGCUGCACUACGCCCUGCGGAACGAUGUCUUUGCCACGCUCGCCAGCAGCCUUCGGGGAUGGGAGGCCCUGCCCUUGGCACUCAGGGGGCUGGCCAGGGCCUUUGAGGUCCUUGAGCUGGCAGCUGUCAAUCUGCACCUCCUCCCUUGGCGCAAGGAGUUCAGCACAAUCAAGAUGUUCUCGGGGGUGUACGUGCACUCCCUGCAGGCGGCGCUGUCAGACAGUGACAUCGCAAAGAGCUUCCACAGGAUGGGAUAUGUGAAGAGAGACGACCAUCACCUCGUGGUGUCCCGGCCCCCCCCGGGAGCUGAGCUCGUCCAAGCUGCCUGCGGCUUCUUUGCAGCAAGGGUGGAGUGUGAGAUCCUGGGGGAGAUCCUGUGGCAGCUGGAGCCAUGCCAAGUGUCUGCUGAAGACCUGCUCCGGCUGCGGAGGGGCACCAGGGACCUGGACGGCUGUGUGGAGAAGCUGCGGAGACUUGCAAGAUGGCCGAAAGGCAGAGAGCCCAGAGCCAAGGUGGCUCCUGGCUGUGCUGAAAGCAUUGAUCUCUAUGGGGAGGAGCUGAAAAGCCCAGAGGCUGCGAGCCUGUACGGUGACCCCAUGGGAGCCAGGCUGCAAUCAUCCCUAUGGGGUUUGUCCUCCCAGGAGCUACACAGGCCCCCCAACCUGUGGGGUGAGGCUGUUGGAGGACCUGGUCCUGAGGAUCUCGGGGGAAAUGAGGGAAGGAUCUGGGACAACCGGAGGGCUAGUGAAUCUGGCCAGGAGCAGCCUUAUAGAAAUGGGCCCGACUCAGAGGCUGCCGCCUUCUCUUUUAUCUCCUUAAGAGGGGCGCUUAGCAGGAUCAGUGACUCGGUCUCUCCUGAGAACAUGGGGAGCACGAACCCUUCUCUGAGCUCCCCCUCUGACCCUGCAGUGCUCGAGUCACACGAGGCAGCCAGCUGCCUCAUGCCCCGCUCUGCUGGCAAGGUUAUGCCCUCGGAGUGCAGUGCUGCCAGCUUCUCGCCCAAGCCUGCAGAGAGACCACGGGAGCUGCCGCCUGCUGCCCCAUGGCUAGAGAGCGGCGACAGGGAAGUGCUGGAGUUACCGUGCUACCAGCUGCAUUCAUGCCUGGUCCGAGGUGCUCUCCCCUCCUACUGCUGCGCCACGUGCUGCCUGCUCCACGCCAGCUGCUGUGAUGCCAUGCAGACCUGCAGGAGUAGCCACUGCAUGCAGGAGCUGCAGAGCGAGGAGCGGAAGCGCCUGUGGUUACAGAGGACCGAGGUGGACAUGCUGCUGAACGAAGGCUCUGGGGCUCGGCCCUAGCGACAGGACGAGCUGCCUCCCCAGUGCCUGCAAAUGCUGUGGGAUGUGUCAAUCAAAUCCUACCUCCGGGGGAAGCAUCAGGACUUGCCUGUUGCCACCCGGUUCUGUUCUAGGGGAAGCCUCUGGUGGCGGAGCGGAUUUCCUCCCCCCACCCCGCUACAGCGGUGCUCUGUAGAGACUCGGCCCAGAUCCUCCC
Emys orbicularis (European pond turtle) is the source of this 1678-nucleotide messenger RNA. It is a transcript of the gene SPATA2L, whose product is annotated as spermatogenesis associated 2 like. The transcript has 3 exons. Gene Ontology annotation, cellular component: cytoplasm. The coding region runs from base 52 to 1482 and encodes 476 amino acids. The record is from RefSeq and is a predicted model, not a curated record. Lineage: Eukaryota; Metazoa; Chordata; Testudines; Emydidae.